AUGGAUUCCGUUUUGCGAAGGGCUUCUCGUUACGCGAAGGGCUUCUCGUUUUGUGAAGAGCUUCUCGUUUCGCGAAGGGCUUCCCUUUAUGCAAUCAUAGAGUAUGUGCACACAAGAGACAUUAAAGCUGCAUAUAAACAAGCUGAUGGAACAAAGAUUGAUAACAGAAGAGUGCCUGUCGAUGUUGAACGAGGUAGAAUAGUUCCAAAUUGGAAACUUCGUCGACUUGGUGGGAGUCUAGGAACAACCAGGAUUGGAGAUGAAGAUAGGAAAGAAUGCAAUGAUGGUUGGAAAAUUCCUGUGAAAAAGGGAAGAGAUAGAGAGGGUGAUAGGGAGAAAUCUCGUGAGCGAUCUUAUGAGAAGCCAAAGGAUCGUGAUGAACCAGAGGAUGAAGUGGAGGGAUUGUAUGAACAUGAAUGUCGUCGACGACACCAUAGGCACUACGAAGAAGACUAUGAAAAAUCAGACAAUCAUAAUCAUGGGCGUGGUGGUGCGCGAUAUGAACAACUAGAACAAAUUGACGAGGACAAAGAAAAGAUUAGGUGA
Messenger RNA from Impatiens glandulifera, 546 nucleotides. RefSeq names its product U1 small nuclear ribonucleoprotein 70 kDa-like. NCBI's taxonomy places the organism in Eukaryota, Viridiplantae, Streptophyta, Magnoliopsida, Ericales, Balsaminaceae. The record is from RefSeq and is a predicted model, not a curated record. The coding region runs from base 1 to 546 and encodes 181 amino acids. Gene Ontology annotation, cellular component: U2-type prespliceosome; U1 snRNP; precatalytic spliceosome. Gene Ontology annotation, molecular function: U1 snRNA binding; mRNA binding. Gene Ontology annotation, biological process: mRNA splicing, via spliceosome. The transcript has 4 exons.